AUUCAUAUCUGCCAUUCCUUUUGCUCAUCUACUAUGGAGUUCUAUGGCAAAGGAAACCUUUGGAACUUCGUUGAAGAAGAAAGGAGGAACAUGCAUUUUACCAGGAGCCUCUCUUUCAGUACUGAUCAAAAUGUGUCUGAACCCCAUGAAUCCCCUUUUGUUUCUCCUAAGGCUUCUUCGGCUUCUGCAACAUCGAUCCCAUUAUCGCCCAUGAGCCCCGAGACUCCAUGGAAGCUCUCCCCCAUGCAUGCAUCUCCCUCCCCAUCCCUUCUCUAUCACUGCUUAGCUUCACUCCAUCGAUAUGAAGGUAACGUCUUUUCUAUUGCUAUUUCAAGGGAUUUUAUCUUUACUGGUUCCGAAAGUAGCCGAAUCCAUACAUGGAAAAGGCCUGAUUGCACUGAAGUUGGUCACAUUAAGGCUAGUUCUCCUGAUGUGCGAGCCAUCUUGGCUCAUGGAAGGAUACUCUUCACAACACAUGGUGACUGCAAAAUCCGAGUAUGGGAUGUUUCAGUUACAGAGAAAUUUCGACCGAAGAAGAUCACUACCUUACCUCACAGAAAUCCAUUCUUCUUGUUUCCAAAGAAGAACUCUCACCAGCACAAAGACUACAUCUCUUGCCUGGCCUACAACGAUGGAGAAAAGCUUUUGUACACAGGAUCAUGGGAUAAAUCAGUGAAGGUUUGGAACAUCUUCGAGAAGCGAUGUGUUGAUUCAUUUGUGGCUCAUGAAGGCCAUAUUAAUGCAAUUGUGAUCAACCAACAAGAUGGGUGUGUUUUCACUUGCUCCUCUGAUGGUGCAGUGAAAAUAUGGAGAAGGGUUUAUGGAGAAAGCUCACAUAUCCUCACCAUGACACUGAAAUUCCAGCUUUCACCAGUCAAUACCUUGGCACUGAGCUCAUCGCCCAGCUCUUGUUUCCUCUAUUCAGGCUCAUCUGAUGGCCUAAUAAACUUCUGGGAUAAGGAAAAGACUUCUGGUCGAUUCAACCAUUGUGGGUUCUUACAAGGUCAUCAUUUUGCCGUCCUGUGUCUAGCAACUAUACGUGAAUUAAUCCUCAGUGGUUCUGAGGAUGCAACUAUAAGGGUGUGGAGAAGAGAGGAAGGGCAUUGCUUUCAUUCAUGUCUGGCAGUUAUGGAUGGACAUCAUGGGCCAGUGAGGUGCUUAGCUGCAUCUUUGGAAAUCGAGGGGUUGUUGGUAUAUAGUGCAAGCUUGGAUCGAACUUUCAAGGUAUGGCGAGUUAAACUUUUGACACCAGAGAAGGCAGCAAUGGAGGAAUUAGUAGUAACAAAUGAUCAGCAGACAGAGAUUGAGGAGUGUAAGAUGAGUCCAGUUUUAUCUCCUUCAUGGGUAGAGAAGAAGAUUCAAGCCAACCAUUUUCAGUAGGGGUGAGGAGUAGAACAAUAAAAAUUGAGUAGAAUUCAACCAUGUUGGCCUAGACUUAAAAUAUGAUGUACUUGUUGGGUUGAACCACUAAAUUCACCUAGUAGCUUUUUCUGUGAUAGUACAGCCUUCAAACUCUGACUACGGAGUAGCAUUUCUCUUGGUAGUUCCACAAACUUUAUUGCAAUAUAGUACUAAUGACUAAUGAGUUCAAGCCAA
Vitis riparia (riverbank grape) is the source of this 1596-nucleotide messenger RNA. RefSeq names its product protein JINGUBANG-like. The record is from RefSeq and is a predicted model, not a curated record. Gene Ontology annotation, molecular function: protein binding. Lineage: Eukaryota; Viridiplantae; Streptophyta; Magnoliopsida; Vitales; Vitaceae. The coding region runs from base 34 to 1380 and encodes 448 amino acids. The transcript has a single exon.